Messenger RNA from Limulus polyphemus (Atlantic horseshoe crab), 2538 nucleotides. Its product is annotated as signal peptide peptidase-like 3. Bases 786 to 1931 code for a protein of 381 amino acids. The transcript is spliced from 14 exons. The record is from RefSeq and is a predicted model, not a curated record. NCBI's taxonomy places the organism in Eukaryota, Metazoa, Arthropoda, Merostomata, Xiphosura, Limulidae. Gene Ontology annotation, biological process: membrane protein proteolysis. Gene Ontology annotation, cellular component: cytoplasmic side of endoplasmic reticulum membrane; lumenal side of endoplasmic reticulum membrane; Golgi-associated vesicle membrane. Gene Ontology annotation, molecular function: aspartic endopeptidase activity, intramembrane cleaving.
UGUACCAAGGUAGUAGAAAGGUGUUUAUUAAUCUAUGAAAUGGUACUGUGAUUUUUAUAGAUAAUUCAUAAGAGUUACGAUUGCUUUAGCGUUUUAUCUUACCUUAUCUAGGGCCAUCAUUCAAUAAACUUUAGCAUUUAUUUAAAAGCAAGGCUCAGGUUACCUUCAGUACUACGAGUUCUAGUCUAGUCAAGUCUUUACAAAGUCAAGUAUUCAACUUAAAAUUAGUUAACUUAAAUAAUAUAAUUCUGAAAUAUACUUACAGUUACACUAGCUACAAUUACACUUAUACUUUACAGUGUUUGGAAAAAGUUCUGUGUUUCGAUCAUUAUGGUUGUAGAUUACUGACAGUGAUACUGAGCCAUAGCCUCGGUGAGAACUCGUAGGUUACUGAAAACAAAAAUCUGGGCUAAGUAAGAUCUCAGUCUUGUCUGUCUCGUUUGGGUAGUGAAGACUGAGUUCGUAAUUGUGUAACUGCGUGUCAGAUAAACUGAUAUGUAACUAGUGGACUAAUGGUAGUCUUGUAUUCAUGAUUCACGGAAGAAGAUAAACCAAAUAAAUCUCAAAAAGAAUAAGAAGCCAAAGACUCGGAAAGAGGGUUUUGUUAAAGAAUAUUUUGGAUGAUCCUAUGCUCAUAUGUCUACAUAUGUAAUCUUCAAAAGCAUUUUUGAAUGUUCAGCUAACCACAGAAAAAAAAGUUUGGUCAAACAGCAUAGUGUUGUAAGUUUUAGAAGAGCUUUGAUUUUGAAUGCUGUUUAUUGGUGGUUCACUUUCAUCAGCACAAGAUGACAUCGUCUGUGGCAUCUCAUGCGCCCAUGUCAGAAUAUCAGUGGGCCUACUCAUUGGUGGACUCUUCACGGGUAUCCACAUUCUUAAUAUCAAUUCUUUUGAUUGUUUAUGGCAGCUUUAGAUCAUUAAACAUGGAACAAGAAGCUAAACAGAAGCAGAAUGAAAGAAAUGGUCAAAAUCAAGAAAGUAAUGUACAGACACUAGACACACUCCAAGCCUUAUGUCUACCCCUUGGAGCAUCCAUAUCUCUCCUUAUCAUGUUCUUUUUUUUUGAUUCAAUGCAGGUGUUAUUUGCCAUUUGUACAGCCAUCAUUGCUACCAUUGCAUUGGCUUUCCUGUUGUUGCCGAUGUGCCAGUACAUUAUUAGGCCAUGUUCUGAUGGCACUAAAAUCUCUUUUGGAAUCUGUGGAAGGUUUACAGCUGGAGAACUAGUUUCAUUUUCUCUGUCCAUUACUAUUGUUUGUAUCUGGGUCCUAACUGGGCACUGGAUUCUUAUGGAUGCAAUGGGCAUGGGACUGUGUGUGGCAUUUAUUGCAUUCGUAAGAUUACCAAGUUUAAAGGUAUCCACUCUGCUGCUUACUGGUCUGCUCAUCUAUGAUGUCUUCUGGGUUUUUUUCUCAUCUUACAUCUUCAAUGCAAACGUGAUGGUUAAAGUGGCAACAAGACCAGCUGAUAAUCCGGUGGGCAUAGUUGCCAAACAAUUUCACCUGGGGGGAAUGGUCCGUGAAGCCCCAAAACUUUCACUUCCUGGUAAACUGGUGUUUCCAAGUAUGCAUAAUAAUGGCCACUUCUCGAUGUUAGGACUUGGGGAUAUUGUAAUGCCAGGGCUCCUGCUUUGUUUUGUUCUACGGUAUGAUGCUUACAAGAAAUCUCUGCUUAGCUCAGCUGAAACUGGAGUGCCUCCACCAAACCAAUUAAACAAGAUAUCCUACUUCCAUUGUUCUCUAAUUGGUUACUUCUUAGGUCUUUUGACAGCAACAGUAUCAGCUGAAGUAUUUAAAGCAGCUCAGCCAGCUCUGCUGUAUCUGGUACCCUUCACGCUUCUUCCUUUGUUUGUAAUGGCCUAUUUAAAGGGAGACCUAAGACGAAUGUGGAGUGAACCUUUCAUCACCUCACCACCAUCCAAGCACGUAGAAGUCUGAUAAUGAAAAAGGGUAAACAUCCAGCUGUAUCCAGGAAUUAAGUCAUUUGGGUUGACUUCAUGACUUCAGUUAUGUUUGACAAAGUGAUGUGUUGUGUAUGGGGUGGUUGUACUCAGUUUCAGUUUUGGUUCACAGAAAGUUGAAACAUUUAAUGUGAAGGUGGUGGAAUUGUUUGACCCUGAAGUUAUCGUGCAAGCAGACCCCAGAACCUUUGUUUUUAGAUUUUGCUUUGAAAAUAAAGCAUAAUUAAAUGUAUAUACCUAAAUAUUGUUGUGCUUUCAGCAGUAUGUCUUACUACCUACUUGUAAUUUUAGUAUUGUUUUUUUGUAAAUUUCUAAGUUUGAACAUGUGGAACACAAAAUACAGCUUGUUGAAAAAAUUAAUGUCAGUUGUUAUUAUUUUUCCUUUAUGAAUUUAUAUUUAAUAAUGAAGUAAAAAUGUGAUAUCUGACGAAAAAUGGGUAAAAUUGUGCUCCUUUUUUUGCUCAGUAUUUUAAAAUUACUGGAAAAGUUAACAAACAACAUAACAUUUGGCUGAAUUUUUAUAGUUCUUGUUCAUAAACACAUUAAAUGAAAAAUGUCCACUUAAAAUUUUCCUUUAUUUUAUU